AUGAUCCAGAUCGGGCUUUCUCUGCUGAUAGAUCCUGAGAAAAAGUCUCUCCUUUCUGCAGCUCGUCAAGUCAAACAUCUGACUUCGUACAUUGGAACAGAAAUCGUAGGAGUCCAGCUGAGUCAACUCACCCCCCAGCAGAAAGAUGAUCUAGCACUCCUGGUAGCUGAGCGGGGUGUUGUCUUUUUCCGAGCCCAGGAUCUUACCCUGGAGCAGCAGCAUGGCUUUACCGAGCAUUAUGGCAUUCAAGAUCGUGAUCCAAACCAAGUCGAUCCGCGUCAUGUCGCCAUCCUCGGUCGUGGGGGUAAUAUCCGCCAAUAUGGGCGCACUGGAAGUGGAGAAUACCACUCGGACCAUUCGUUCGAAAUCAACCCUCCGGCAUAUACUUUGCUACGGGUUGUCAGGACUCCAGAAUUUGGUGGCGAUACGAUCUUUACUAGCCAGACAGCGCUGUAUGAUAAGCUGAGCCCAACUUUUCAGAAGACAUUUGAAGGACUGCAUGCUGUUCAUAGCUCGGAUCAAUAUUUCCUAGAUGCUGUCAAUAACGAUGUGAAGACCUUCCGGUAUCCAGUCAGAAACGAACAUCCACUGAUCCGCACUCACCCGGUUACCAACCUCAAGUCCCUCUUCUACAAUCCCAGCUUUGUGAUCCAUAUCUCUGAAUUGAAGAAUCAAGAGGCAAUACAUACUUUAAACUUCCUGCGGGAACAUCUCCAUUCCGCGGACGACCUAUCUGUUCGCUGGAAGUGGGAGCCCGACAGUGUCGCAUUCUGGGAUAAUCGUGUCCUCGUUCAUCGAGCUGUUCCUGGGGGUUACAAUGUCGAAGAACGUGAGGGAAAGCGCACGGCUAUUUAUGGAGAGAAACCAUUUUAUGAUCCUAAGGGCCAGAGUCUCAGCGAGUGGAAAGAGACCCAUUCUCUCUGA
Molecule: messenger RNA, 924 nt
Organism: Penicillium subrubescens
Lineage: Eukaryota; Fungi; Ascomycota; Eurotiomycetes; Eurotiales; Aspergillaceae
Product: TauD/TfdA dioxygenase family protein
Exons: 8
Coding region: 1-924 (307 amino acids)
Cellular component (GO): cytoplasm
Molecular function (GO): 2-oxoglutarate-dependent dioxygenase activity
Source: RefSeq, a predicted model, not a curated record